AUGGCCAGCAUUGCAGAUGUGAUCAUUUUGUCAUCGUCUCCAAAUCCACCACAGUCGCCAGGGCCAGCUAGGCAUGAUGCGAAGCGGGUCACUCAACUCUUGCCACGAGGCGAAACGCCACCACCAAUACCCCCGACAGCCGAUUUGUCUAAAUCUCAUACGCGUUCCCGUUUUUUUCCCACUCCAAUCCCGAGCACCAAGUGUUUUGAGGACGUGACAAGACCGAAACAACGAUCGAUCAAGAAGGAUCCUACUUCAAACCCCCGCAACCAAACUGCAUCGAGCAAAUCGCGGCGGAAGGCGAAGAAAGCCGCAGAUGCGGCAGGAACAAUUGCGCUUGGGGACGCCCAGCCAGAGCUUGCAGGCACGAAAGAUGAAGCGGUGAAACCGACCAAAGGUCGUCCUCGCAAGAAUAUCAUGAGCAAAGAUACAGGAAAUAUGACUCUGGCUGGGAAAGUUACGAAGACGAGCGUCAAUCCACUAGCAAAGAAAUCCAACAAAGGUGAAAAGAAGACGGUUGCCACAAAAGUAUCCUCCUCGGAAGACAUACCCGAGGAACUUACUCUCGGGGAAUCAAAUGCUUUGAAAGAGGAUGAAGCAUUGCAUCUAGAUGAGGCAAUGAGGAGAAGGAUGGACUGGACACCACCAAGGGAUACCGCUUACGAGGAAAUUGCUACCGUGAACGAUGGUGACAGCCAGGAUAAAGACCGUGAUUCGAAUCUUGCGGGUGGAUUUGGCAAGCGGCUAUCCGACUACAAUUAUUCUGGGUCGGCUUUGAUACCCCGCGACGUUGUGCAGAAUGCGACUGGCGGAGGACCAACAAAGCGUCGACGGAUAGAGCUAGUCAAUCCUGAGAUAAAGUUAUUGUCCAAUGAAAGGUACUCUGAUUCAAGUGAACGGGCAUCCGCGCAAGGAGAAAAUAUGGCAUCGGGAAUACCCAAAAAGACAACAAAGGGCAAGCCUAAGAAGUUUACCACCUUGACGGCGCGCAUGACUGCGCAAUAUUCAAUGCUCGACACAGAAGACGAUGAGCCGGUAAUUAAUCGUCUUCCAGACAUCAGGAAGGCAAAAGCAAGCCGAAGAAAGACCAAAGAGACAGAGAAAGAAUCUUCGUUCACUGUACUUCCCCCGGAAGCAGCUGUCGAAUUUCUUAAUGACCAAGAUCUUGUAUUUGGUACCUGCAGUCAAUUGGAAAGAGAUGAUUCGCCGCGGACUUUACGAGAAACCCAGCAAGCCAUCCGUGCCUCCGAAGGUCUGUCAUCUCCAGAAGGGACGCACAGCACAAACUCUACAGCGAUCCAAGAGUCGUCUUCUUGUUCUGUAUCAAGGCUGGCAGGAACCAGGAAUCUGUGGUGUGUUGGCGCCAGAGACACCGAAGGUUCUUUGAUGGAGCCAGAAACACUCAACAUGGUUGACUUGACGGGUGGAGGAGAAACCCCCGCAAAGAAGAGUCACGACACUGUGGAAUUGGAACGAGCAGGACGAGUAGGCCACGAAACUCUUGCGAGCAACUGGUUUGAGCUUGAGUUCGCCGACAUAGAUUCACCCUCAGAACAGAGAUCAUCAUCGCUACCAUUGGCCCAAAGGGCCUUGGGCUCAGAUAUGCAGGCUCAAGCUACGGUACCUACAGCUACAGCUACUACCAUGCCCAAGGCUAGAGACAAAGCUGCAAAGCCUGCAAAGGGAGCCGAUGGUCCCCCGACUGAAGCGGCUGGUUCCCAGCCAACUACCUCGCAGGCGCCUUCCAUGCCACAAUACUCCGGAUUCACAGAUAUGGAAUUGUCUAAACAGGUUUCCACUUAUGGUUUCAAGCCAGUCAGAGGCCGCAAGAAGAUGAUCGAUCUCCUUCAACAAUGUUGGGAAUCGAAAAAUGGUAGCAAUGCUACCUCUGGCAGCCAACCUGCUCGCCAAUCCAAGCAACAGAAAGAAACUGUGUCUAAGAUGGACAAUGUUCCAACCCCCACCAUGGAUGCGAAGCCAAAGGCGACGGUGAAGUCUAAAUCUGCGACAUCUACAAAGGACCGAAAAUCACUUGACGCGACGAAAUCACCGUCUACCUCGCAAUCCAAUCCCCAGACAGGCCCGAAGAAAAACCCCAAAGGAAAGCCUAUCACUGAGACCUCUAUGUCAUUCAUUGAUGUGGAAGAGAUCCAAGACUCGGAAGAAGAAAUCAUUCCCUCUCCAAGUCAAGUACAAAGGCACUAUACCGACAUCUAUUCAAAGUGCAAGGCAGACAGCCAAGCACACCAACGCUCUUUGGAAAUCCUCACGAAAACACCGUCACCAAGUCCAACCAAGGGCAAGGUUUUUUCUUCCAGAAUUUCAGCCAAAGGGCCAGCAUCCUCUGCAUCCCUCACAGCCACACGCACAGCCACACACACAGCAGAAUCCUCUAAAGAAAUUAAUCUGGCAGGUAUGUCUGCGCGAAUCACCCAAGCUGUUCGGGUCCAGCCUCGGUUCUCGCCACUAUCAUCGUCUCGUGGUGGCCGUAUUCGACCGACAUGGCAUGAAAAAAUCCUCAUGUAUGACCCUAUCAUCCUCGAAGAUUUCACCGCUUGGCUCAAUGUCGAAGGACUGGGGCUUGUGGGCGAAGAUCGCGAGGUUGGCACUGCGUCUGUCCGGGAAUGGUGUGAAAGUAAAGGAAUCUGUUGUUGUUGGAAAAGCAAUGCCAGCUGGUAA
This is a messenger RNA of Penicillium coprophilum, 2679 nucleotides long. It is a transcript of the gene slx4, whose product is annotated as protein slx4. The coding region runs from base 1 to 2679 and encodes 892 amino acids. NCBI's taxonomy places the organism in Eukaryota, Fungi, Ascomycota, Eurotiomycetes, Eurotiales, Aspergillaceae. Gene Ontology annotation, biological process: DNA repair; DNA replication. Gene Ontology annotation, molecular function: 5'-flap endonuclease activity. The transcript has a single exon. The record is from RefSeq and is a predicted model, not a curated record. Gene Ontology annotation, cellular component: Slx1-Slx4 complex; nucleus.